Prorocentrum cordatum is the source of this 467-nucleotide messenger RNA. Lineage: Eukaryota; Dinophyceae; Prorocentrales; Prorocentraceae. The record is from the annotation of a GenBank genome assembly.
GGAGGCACGCGAUGUUCUCCUCCGGGUCGUCAUUGCCAAGACGACGCUGCCCGACGCUGUCUUGCAGAUGAGUGCAGGGUCUUCGUAUGCGACGAUGUUCCUGAGCGCGCUGUCCCACUGCAAGCUCAAGGAGCGGGCUACUUGGUAUGCACUUGUCUUCAUCAUCAUUAUCAUGGGCAUGCUGGUGUAUCUCCUCGAGUGCGCGGGCGUGACCUCGCUGAAGGGCCGAGCGGACAGCUGGCUGGCGUUCCUGGCGCGCUUCGCGGCGCUGCUGGCCGUCUUCGCGGUGUCCGCGGGGGUGUCCAGCGGGGCUGCGCGCCGCCCGCCGCGAACCGUGGAGGAGGGGCCCCCGCGGAGCCGCCGGGGCGCGGGGCCCGCGAGGAGGGCUCCGCUCUGCCGGAGCCCGCCGCGGGCCCGCGGGAGCGGGCGGGGCCGGCGGCGGGCUGCUGCAGGGCGGAGGCCCCGCU